This is a messenger RNA of Cyprinus carpio (common carp), 537 nucleotides long. RefSeq names its product U3 small nucleolar ribonucleoprotein protein IMP3-like. The record is from RefSeq and is a predicted model, not a curated record. Bases 1 to 537 code for a protein of 178 amino acids. The transcript has 8 exons. Gene Ontology annotation, biological process: rRNA processing. Gene Ontology annotation, molecular function: rRNA binding; snoRNA binding; structural constituent of ribosome. Gene Ontology annotation, cellular component: small ribosomal subunit; small-subunit processome; Mpp10 complex. NCBI's taxonomy places the organism in Eukaryota, Metazoa, Chordata, Actinopteri, Cypriniformes, Cyprinidae.
AUGGUUCUUAAAUUGAAAUUUCACAAGCAGAAACUCUUGAAGGAAGUUGAUUUUAUUAACUGGGAGGUUGACAACAAUUUACACGAGGUUAAAAUGUUAAGAAAAUAUCAUAUUGAGAAGAGAGAAGAUUAUACAACAAAAAAAAGUCGAAAUAUCAGAGAAUUGGCACAGAAAAUAUGGGACUUUGAUGAAAAGGAUGGUUUCAGAGCUCAAAGCACAGCCCUUUUCUUGGAAAAACUUUACAGUGUUGGUUUGAUCCCCACCAAACAGAAACUCUCCCUUACGAAUGAAGUCAGUGCAUCUGCAUUCUGCAGGAGACGACUUCCCACAAUCAUGCUAAAACUGCGUAUGGCUCAGAACCUGAAGACUGCCAUAACCUUCAUAGAGCAGGGCUACGUGCAAUCUGGACCUCCCGUUAUUGUGCAAUACUCUUACAGGAGUUUGGAAGACUUUGUCACAUGGGUGGAUUCAUCCAAGAUCAAACAACAUGUCAUGAACUACAAUGAGGAGCGAGAUGACUUUGACCUCAUCGUCUAA